Molecule: messenger RNA, 1746 nt
Organism: Tripterygium wilfordii
Lineage: Eukaryota; Viridiplantae; Streptophyta; Magnoliopsida; Celastrales; Celastraceae
Product: probable serine/threonine-protein kinase PIX13
Exons: 7
Coding region: 135-1484 (449 amino acids)
Biological process (GO): protein phosphorylation
Molecular function (GO): ATP binding; protein kinase activity
Source: RefSeq, a predicted model, not a curated record
GAGAGAGAGAGAGAGAGAGAGAGGUCUCUACUGCUUCCUCUUCCUUACCAACAAAAACCAAUAAAAAAGCUUAAAAACCCUUUUUUUUUCCCUCUCACUUUCUCUGAGAAUCUUAUGCUGGCUGAUAUCAUGUUAUGUUUGAUCUGGGUUGUUGUUUGAAUUGGUAUAAAAGAGAGAGAGAGAGGCAGAGAGAGAGAGAGAUGGGUAAUUGUUUUGGAUCUUCAAAUUCUCAUCAUCCUAAUCCCAGCUUCAGCAGCAACUAUCCUCAGACUCCAGGGACUUCAAACAACGGUACCAGCAGCACCACGACAGAUCUCUUCACGACAAACAGCAGUGCAGGGAAGAGCCGGUUCUUCUCGGAGGAGCAAGCGAGCGAGACAACGAAGGAAGACGAGGAGGAGAAAGAAGAGGUAGAAGAAUGGAGUGCCAGAAAAGGGCGGAUCCUAAAGAGCCCCAACUUAAAAGUGUUCACUUUUGCGGAGUUGAAAUUUGCAACCAAAAACUUCAGGGGUGAUAGUUUGUUGGGUCAAGGAGGUUUUGGGAAAGUCUACAGAGGUUGGGUCGAUGAGAAAACUCUUGCUCCUUCUAAAUCUAGCACUGGAAUGAUUGUUGCUAUCAAAAAGUUGAACUCUGAAAGUGUUCAAGGGUUUGAUGAAUGGCAGUCGGAGGUGAACUUUCUAGGAAGGCUUUCUCAUCCUAACCUGGUCAAGUUGUUGGGAUAUUGUUGGGAGGAUACUGAGCUGCUGCUUGUUUAUGAGUUUAUGCCAAAGGGAAGCCUAGAGAAUCAUCUUUUUCGAAGAAAUCCUGCAAUCGAACCACUCUCUUGGGAAUUACGCCUCAAAAUAGCCAUUGGAGCAGCUCAUGGGCUAGCAUUCCUACAUAGUUCCGACAAGAAAGUCAUUUAUAGAGAUUUCAAGGCCUCUAAUAUACUUUUAGAUGCGAACUAUACUGCCAAAAUAUCAGAUUUUGGCUUGGCCAAGUUGGGACCUUCUGGUGGAGAGUCGCAUGUGACAACAAGGGUUAUGGGCACAUAUGGUUAUGCUGCACCAGAGUAUAUUGCAACAGGUCAUUUAUAUGUGAAGAGCGACGUGUAUGGGUUUGGUGUUGUGCUGCUGGAAAUGCUGACAGGCUUACGAGCACUGGAUACAAAGCGUCCAAGUGGGCAGCAAAAUUUGGUUGAAUGGUUGAAGGCUGACCUCUCUCACAAAAGGAAGCUAAAAACGAUGAUUGAUGGGAGGAUAGAGGGGCAAUGUUCAUCAAAGGCAGUUUGGCAAGCAGCACAGAUAACUUUAAAAUGCCUAGAACCAGAUCCCAAAAGCCGGCCUUCCAUGAAAGAGGUUGUGGAAGUUUUGGAGCGGAUAGAAGCAAUGGAAAAACCCAAGGAGUCAAAAAAUAGUAGUAGCUCUUCACAUUCUACUAAACGUUGGCAUGUCCAACAAUCGUUUCCUCCUCUUCGUUCCCCACUUCACUCAAGGCGUCAGUGAACUGCUACAGCCGCAGCAGAAAGAUAUCGACUCUACCGUUCGUUAUGAGAUUAAAGUUCAACACGGCGUUUUGACUUGUGACUUGACCCGACCGUAUAGGUGUUGCCGUGUUGGUCAAUACCGCAAAGAUGAAAGAUGUAGACCCCAAGCAGGCCCAAGUCCAAGCAGGCCAUCCAACGAUAUAACAAGAUCGGAAAAUGACAUAUUAGUGCUCAUUUUAUGAAAGUUAAUAAUUACAUAAUUCAUAUUUGUUGUUCUUCUU